CCUCAGCCAGCGGUGGGAGGACACAGAACUCGCACUCCAGCAGCAGGUGCCCCCUGUGCCCACACCAUGAGAUGGAAGUCUAUGGGAAAGGCGCCAGACACGGGUUAUUGUUGGGAAUGUACUGUCCGGCAUAGGAACCUCUAUAUAGUCUUCUCUCAUCAGCCAUGAAAUGGGAGCGGAGCCCCCCGAUACUCUCUGUACAGUGGCAGACACUCAACGAUGCACGAUCUGCAGGUCAGUGGGAGAUAGGACGCUGUCGCCGUGAAGGCAAUGGGCUGUGCAUGUGCUACCGGGAGUGUGCAGCUGUACCCCGGAGUGGGUCUGUGUUAUUAUACCCCUAGUUGAUGGUAUACACACAGGGAAUGAAGAAAUUGCUGCUGAUGGAGACAGAGCCACCUCACCUCUGUGUUAUAUGCCUCGCCGAUGUCUCCCUGAAGGUAUACUCCUAUGCACUGAGGAAAUGAAGACGUGCCAGAGGUUUGCGCUGCACGCUGCCCCCUCACCUGUGUGUGCAUGGCCAGGUGAGAGCGAUGCCCAGUGAGAACGGCAGCAUGGAUCUCCGCUACUACAAUCACUCCUGGCCAGAGGAGCCCCUCUACCUGUUCCCCGUCCCGGUGCUGACAGGGAUAACUAUCGCCUGCAUCCUGCUAUUCAUCAUUGGGAUAAUGGGGAACAUCAUGACCAUGCUGGUGGUGAGUAAGUACAAGGACAUGAGGACCACCACCAACCUCUACCUGUCCAGCAUGGCCUUCUCCGACCUGCUCAUCUUCCUCUGCAUGCCGCUGGACCUCUACCGCCUCUGGCAGUACCGGCCCUGGAACUUCGGCAGCGCCCUGUGCAAGCUCUUCCAGUUCAUCAGUGAGAGCUGCACCUACUCCACCAUCCUGAACAUCACCGCCCUGAGCGUGGAGCGCUACCUGGCCAUCUGCUUCCCCCUCAGGGCCAAGGUGCUGAUCACCAAGGGCAGGGUCAGGCUGCUCAUCCUCCUCCUCUGGGCCGUGUCCUUUCUCAGCGCCGGACCCAUCUUCGUCCUGGUCGGAGUGGAGUAUGAGAACGGCACCGACCCGCUGGACACCAAUGAGUGUAAGGCCACGGAGUACGCGGUCAGGUCGGGUCUCCUCACUGUCAUGGUGUGGACCUCCAGCGUGUUCUUCUUCUUGCCGGUCUUUUGCCUGACCGUCCUGUACAGCCUGAUCGGGAGGAAGCUGUGGCGGAGGAAGAGAGACACCAUAGGACCCUUCAGCCUCUCCCACAGGGACAAGAAUAACAAGCAGACUGUGAAAAUGCUGGCUGUGGUGGUGUUUGCAUUCAUUCUAUGCUGGUUGCCGUUCCAUGUGGCUCGCUACCUGUUUUCUAAAUCCUUUGAAGCAGGGUCCUUGGAAAUAGCUCUGAUCAGCCAGUACUGUAACUUGGUGUCAUUUGUGCUCUUCUACCUGAGUGCUGCCAUCAACCCCAUUCUGUACAACAUUAUGUCCAAGAAAUAUCGUGUGGCUGCCAGCAGACUAUUCAGAUUGAAACAAGUUUCCCGAAAAGCACCUUACACGAUGAAUGAUGAAAGUUCUCCAGCUUGGACAGAAUCCAAUGUGAGCACAUGACAAUGAGCUUUUGGAAACCAUGUGCCAUCCAUUGUCAGGAAACAUCAAAGCCAUAAUAUUCCAGAAGUCACAUUUGCAGGAUGUAGGAUCCAUCGACUGUGUUGUGUGUUUAAUGGAUUUUCACACACAAAAAUAGUUUCUCAGGAUUACAUGUAAUGGGAAGGGUGAUCAGUGUUUUGCACCAGUGCAAAUUUUAAUAGUCAUUUCUUUCCUACUGAUAUUUUUUCUUAAGAGAAAGAGAGAAUUUUUGUAUUGGUUUCUCAGAAGGGUGCUCAGGGCAGUAUGGUUCUCUUCUGAGAUUUGAUACAUUUAAACAGUAUUUAAUAAGUUAUAACCUAUACGUCUGAAGUGCUGCUAAGAAAUUUCGGUUGUACGUAAUGCAUUGUACUGUUUCGUGCAAUUCCUGUGGCUAAGUGUCCAGAGAUUUGUGUUGUUACUGUUGAGUACAAUAUGAUGUUUUAAUGUCAUGUGAGAAAAG
Molecule: messenger RNA, 2073 nt
Organism: Pseudophryne corroboree (corroboree frog)
Lineage: Eukaryota; Metazoa; Chordata; Amphibia; Anura; Myobatrachidae
Gene: GHSR
Product: growth hormone secretagogue receptor
Exons: 2
Coding region: 531-1595 (354 amino acids)
Biological process (GO): hormone-mediated signaling pathway; G protein-coupled receptor signaling pathway
Cellular component (GO): plasma membrane
Molecular function (GO): growth hormone secretagogue receptor activity
Source: RefSeq, a predicted model, not a curated record